Messenger RNA from Lactuca virosa, 2741 nucleotides. Lineage: Eukaryota; Viridiplantae; Streptophyta; Magnoliopsida; Asterales; Asteraceae. The record is from the annotation of a GenBank genome assembly.
CUUUCAGCCGAAUUCGCGAAUUGAACGAAAGGAAAAAACCGCUACAGAAAGAGAAACAACCACCACUUCCUUCUUCACAAAUCUCACUCUCUUUCACAUCUCUUUUUAGGGUUUCGAUUUGAUCGAUUUCUCCACAACAAAAAUUUACACCAAAUGGAGCAUCAACAACAGUUGGAGCAUAAUCGUUGAUUGGAUAGUGCGAAACGGAAAAAGAAGGCUUAAAAAUGGCGGAAGACGGAUCGGACAGGGGGAGUACAAGUAAGGGAAACGGAGGGUUAAGUUCCAUGGAUUCAAUGGAAUCUCAUCGAUGGGUGUUUCAAGACGAAGAGAAUUCAGAGAUCGAUUACGAGGACAAUGGUGAUGAUGACGGGGAUGAUUUUACGUUGCAAAAUGACAUGGAUUCGGAGGAUGAAGAUAGUUUAUACCAGAAGUUGAUUCGGACUGGGCCAAGGAUUGAUUCGUUUGGCGUCGAAGCCCUUGAGGUCCCUGGCGCUCACAGGAGUGAAUACGAGGAUGCUAGUCUUGGAAAGAGUAUUUUCCUGGUUUUUCAGACACUUGGUGUUGUUUUUGGGGAUGUUGGAACAAGUCCACUCUAUACCUUUAGUGUGAUGUUCAGCAGAGCUCCAAUAGAAACAAAUGCAGAUAUCAUUGGGGCUCUAUCUCUUGUUUUAUAUACAUUGAUUUUGAUCCCACUCAUCAAGUACAUUCUCAUUGUUCUUCUGGCAAACGAUGAUGGUGAAGGUGGGACAUUUGCUUUAUAUUCACUUAUAUGUAGACAUGCUAAGAUCAGUCUUCUACCAAAUCAGCUUACUUCUGAUACCCGUAUAUCAAGCUUCAGAUUGAAGGUGCCAUCUGCAGAACUUGAAAGGUCAUUGAAAAUAAAAGAGCAUCUUGAGAAUUCAUUGACAAUGAAAAAGCUUGUUUUAGUGUUGGUCCUUGCUGGCACCUCCAUGGUCAUUGCUGAUGGGGUUGUUACACCUGCAAUGUCAGUAAUAUCUGCUGUUCGUGGUUUAAAAGUUGCAUUUCCUGCAGUUGAGCAAGAUCAUGUGGUGAUGAUUUCGGUUGCGUAUCUUAUUAUCUUGUUCAGUGUACAAAAAUAUGGAACAAGUAAAGUUGGGCUUGUUAUUGGGCCUGCUUUAUUUAUAUGGUUCUGCUCUCUUGGUGGCAUUGGUAUCUACAAUCUUGUGAAACAUGAUAGCAGUGUUGUCAAGGCAUUUAAUCCCAUUCACAUCUAUUAUUAUUUCAAAAGGAACCCAACUAAAGCUUGGUACUCUUUGGGUGGAUGCCUUCUUUGUGCAACUGGUUCAGAAGCGAUGUUUGCAGAUCUUUGUUAUUUUCCAGUGAGAACAAUACAAAUCACUUUUGUAUUUCUUGUACUUCCAUGCCUUAUGUUGGGUUACAUGGGUCAAGCUGCAUAUCUCAUGGAUAAUUAUGGGGACCCACAGCAGGCUUUCUUUUCUUCAAUUCCUGAUGGAGGUUUUUGGGCUGUGUUUCUGAUUGCUAAUUUUGCUGCAUUGAUUGCAAGUAGAACAAUGACAACAGCAACUUUCUCUUGUAUCAAACAAUCAUCAGCCAUUGGUUGCUUUCCCAGGCUUAAAAUCGUUCAUACUUCUCGCAAGUUUAUGGGUCAGAUUUAUAUCCCUGUUAUCAACUGGUUUCUCAUGGCCUCUGCUGUACUUCUUGUCUGCUGUAUUGCAAGCACCAAUGAGAUCGGGAAUGCAUACGGUAUUGCGGAGAUUGGAGUGAUGAUGAUGACUACCUUCUUAGUAACCCUAGUAAUGCUCCUGAUAUGGCAGAUCAACAUAACCACUGUCAUCAUAUUCUCCUUCUUCUUCCUCGGAAUGGAAUUGCUAUUCCUUUCCUCCGUCCUGAGCGGAAUCGGGGACGGAAGCUGGAUCAUUCUGCUGUUCUCCAUAGUUGUGUUCCUCAUCAUGUGCAUCUGGAACUACGGGAGCAAGCUCAAAUACGAAACAGAGAAUGAGAGGUUUCUGUUUCGAAGAGUUUGCUCUAAAGGCUACCAUAUCUUUCGCUGUAUUGCCAGGUAUGGAUACAAAGACGUACGAAAAGAAAACCACCAAAUCUUCGAGCAGCUUUUAAUUGAAAGCUUAGAAAAGUUCAUAAGGCGUGAAGCCCAAGAAAGACAGUUGGAAAGCGAUGGGGACGAUGAUGAUUCCGAUUUUGAAAAUGACCCGUCGAGGGUACUUGUGGGCCCCAACGGUAGUGUCUAUUUCGGUGUCCCGGAGGGCAGAAACGUAAUUAACCAGUACCACCCCCAACCACCACCGAUGGAAGCAACGACUUCGGAGGCAAGUGGGCACACGGAUCCGGAACUAAGUUUAGAGAAUGAGUUGGCGUUUUUGCAUAAGGCUAAGGAGUCUGGGGUGGUUUACCUUAUGGGACAUGGGGACAUAAGGGCAAAAAAGGAAUCUUGGUUUAUUAAGAAGUUGGUUAUUAAUUAUUUUUAUGCGUUUAUGAGGAAGAAUUGCAGGAGGGGUAUCGCGACUUUGAGUGUGCCGCAUACGCACUUGAUUCAGGUCGCCAUGACUUAUAUGGUUUGACUUGUUGACUUUGGGUAUUUUCGUCAGAAAAUAAGUUGCUGCUUCACUUGUUAUUAUUUAUUAUUAUUAUUAGUGUUUGUUUGGCACGCUUGUUUGUGCCGAUUUUGAUCUUUUGGGGAGUUGUAGUUAUUUUUAUUAUUGAUGGGCAUAUACACAUGAAUCAUGAAUGAUGAAUAUAGUGUC